This is a messenger RNA of Trypanosoma brucei brucei TREU927, 5307 nucleotides long. RefSeq lists its product as hypothetical. Bases 1 to 5307 code for a protein of 1768 amino acids. The transcript has a single exon. The record is from RefSeq and is a predicted model, not a curated record. NCBI's taxonomy places the organism in Eukaryota, Euglenozoa, Kinetoplastea, Trypanosomatida, Trypanosomatidae.
AUGGCCGCAGUUCAGAGGAAUUCUUUGAAGGAGUCACGGCUGCAGACGCGCCUAGCUGCUCGGCAACAGCAAUUACUGGCCACCUUUCAGGAAAAUGUAGAGAAAUUUAGCAACGAGCUUCACACGGAGCAGCAACAGAAGUUAGAGAUGCUGAAGCAAAGCUUGCACGACAGUCACGAAAACUGUACUAAAAUGUUAGAACAGGAGUUACAACGUGCUGAGGCGCAUCGGGUGUUCCUCCAAAAGUACGAAGGGGAUUAUGCGCAAGCCACCACCUCCCCUACCACUGAAGGAGCUACAAUGGAACCCUUAAUCGACUGCUAUCACGGUGCCGGUGAAGGGUUCGCGGAAAGCAAAAAACGUAUGGCUGAAGAACGGUACCGACUUGUUAGCAUGGCAGUGACUUUACGCUACUCAUACCAGGAAAGGGUGGAAACCAUUAUCGGAUGUAACGAGGGUUUACAAGAGUGUGAAGAACGAUGCCGUACGUGGCUGCAGCAAGCCCUCUUCGAUGUUAUACUCUCUAUGGCUAAAAUUGGUUAUUCCAGUGUAUCGGCGUCACAGGUCCUGGCACAGCGGGUGAUUCACAGCAGCAACGAAAGUUUCUAUAGAACACAUGCAGCGUAUAAGACGCUUCUUCUUCAGCUACAAUCCCGAGAGCUGCUGAAACAGCGGGUGUAUGCUCGUCAGAUGGCGUUGCUGUACAACAACACCCUACAGAACAUGGAACGUAGCAGUUCGCUUUGGGCCGCGACGCUGCUGCACACAGAUUCGUUUCGUCGGCCGAAAUACCGCGAAAGUCUACUGCAACACAUGGGCAAGCUCAUCGCUGACAUGCACCGCGACGGCGUAGAGUUCCUCAAUAACAUCGGGUGCAUUUUGCAGUCGUUGAGGCGCGCCCGAGACCCACUGCCCAACGAGUGUGGGCAAACAUGCGGUGGCACUAUGCAUGACGGUUGGCUGCGCGGCUUUGACGGAGGGCUCUUCUCUCCCGUUUUCGUCCCGUCUGCACCUGAAGACGUAACUGUGGAGUGGCGGGUUAAAGCUAAUGUGUUGGUGCGUCAUGCCAUCGCUCAGGGAGUAUUGGUUAUGAAUGAGGUGCAAGAGGCGGAAGAGCAGCUGCGCCAGGGGGCAAAUGCGAUCUACACACAAUUGGCGCAGGUCCUGCGCUGGAUCCACGAGCCUGAUCCAGAAACAGGAGAAGCGCUCUCGUGGGCAACAGCAUCGCUGCAGGAACGGGAUGCAAUCUAUAUCCCAUUUACCACACUUAACUCUCCGCGGCUUUCUAAGUGUAUGGCCGCGAAUGAGGCACUUCUGACGCCAUUGCUGGUGGUUAUCCAAGCAGAAAGCGAUUGGUUUGUCACCACUGUAGACGAGGAACUCUGUAGGUGCCAGAACACGUUGGAAAGCAUUCUUCUUACAGAUUCCCACAGCGUGUUGCAAAUGUUUGACGGCGCAACGAAGAAACUAGGGCAAACAGUAGAAGCGGCUGUUGGUUUCACACGCUCUCAGCUUGUUACGCUAUAUGAGGCACGCAAGGACCACGAAGAUAACCUGCGCUACUUAGAAGAAGAGUUCACAAGUGCGCAAAUGGAUGUGCAAAUAGCCACCACGCCACAGGCGGCAGAAAAAUACUUCGUCGAGGGACUGAAAAUCUUAGACCGCAUUAAUGUGACGCACAGAACCUUCCACCGCAACACAGUCGAGGCGCUACAACAACUGGAAAGUGAAGGCGUGGCGGUGACGGAGCAGCAGUGUAAGGGGUUGCUACGACUCCUGGGAUUAGAGAGCGAAUCCACGCGGGCGCAACGCUUGAAGGAAGAACGUAUUGCCGCUGCAAUGGCGGCGGCCGAGGCGGCGGCGAAAAAAUCUCGUGGCAAAGAGGCAAAAACAUUUGAGGAAUUCUACGAAGAAAUGGAAGAGGCCGAGGAGGAGGCUGAGCAACCCAACUACCCAACCAUUGUUGCUGAUGACGGGGAGCUAUACCUUGUUGUCUCAGCCACACGCCUUGUGGAGCAUGGCCCGGGCGACGGACACGGGGAGCGCUCUGAGAGGUCGACUCCCCACUCCCGCACAUCAACUCCAAAGGGUCGUCUCAGAAAGACAUCGAAAAGUCAGAAGGCAAAAGUCAAUCAACAGUCGGCAACAAAGUUAUCCGGAAAUAAAAGACGCUUGCCGAUGCGGGCGGCGCGCCAACACGGACAUUCCGACAGCGAACCCCCUCCAGCACCGCAGCCGUCCACAUCACCUGCGUUCGUGGUGGCGUAUAGACAGUUGUUGGAUAGGGUGCUUCAGGAGCAGUUAAUUGCCGAGGAAGGUCAGCCAGGAGGUCAGUCUGAAGACACUAAUGCCACCGGCUCUUCUGGAAACGUAGUUAUCGUGCAAAGGGCACAACUGUCCACCGCCGCUGUGGACGAAUGGCGUGAAAUGCUUCGACGCGAAGUGCUUAACUGGACGGUGCAUCUGCGACAGGCAACCGCUGAGUAUCUUCGGAAGCAGUGCCUCGAGAAAAAAUUGGAGGUCGAUGCUGAGACAAAUGAGGCACUAAGACGCAACCGUCGACGACCAGCGGCACUGCAAGCUGGUACAUAUGAAUUGCGGGUGCGUGAGCUCCAGUGCACAAUCGAUUCGAUUGGGAAGCAAGGCGUGCGGAUAAGGCACAUGCACAAGCGGUUGCUAGAGUCGUGCCGCGCGGCUCUUAACACUGAAGAUGGCAGCCAAGACCCCUUUUCGCAGGACGACAGUGAAGUGGCCGAUGCUAAACUGUUCGCAGAGUUGGAGAAACUUCAGGGUAUGAUACCUGCUGCUACCUCCGUGGGAAUGCUCACAGGGCAGGAGCGUAUCUUUUCAAAUCUCAUUAGCACAGCACUGGAACAGCGGGAAGCACACUAUUCACGCACAAUAGGCGGUAUUGUUCAGCAGGGAGACGCUCUAGAACAGUCGAUCCGCUCAUAUCUCCGGAGUUUCGCCGUGACCCUUCCCGCCGAUAUUGAAGAGCUCCGUCUGGCCUCGCUAGCGGAGAAUGCAAAGAAGGAGGCAGAGCUUGCUGAGCUAGAAGCAAACGCUAAGGGUCAGAAAAAGGGAGGCGAUCGUCCAAAGAAAAAGAAAGGAGGGAAGAAAUCGGCUUCGAAGGAAGCGGUGGAGGAAAAGGCGAACAAAACGGAGGAUGAGGCAGCGGAUGGUGCACAAGGGGAGAAACCAAAUGAAAUGAUCGAGUUACUGCUUGAAGCCCUCAAUGAAAUAGAAAGGGUCAAACAAACCAUUGCCGAACGCAGAGAAAUACAAAUACAGCGCGUGGAGGAGGCGCGUGCCAGAUACAUGGCCGCGUUCCAACAAAAUAUUGGUGAAAUGGAAACAUUCUCCCAACUGCAGGAGCUUAUCGCGCGACUCAAGUUGCAGGUGCACUCACUAAUCGUUCAAUCAGAGGCGAAGGAAGCAAAGAUUGACUCCAUGCUAAAGGAACUGGAAGAAUUAACCGCGGAAGAACCCACUCUACCGGCAUUUACCAAUAAGCUAAAAGGUGUACUAAAUGGGGAGUGGGGCGAUCAAACAGAGCCCACAAGCAUGGGCAGCCGUGUAACGAGUGCGGAGGAAUUCAGGAGUAGUAGUCCGAAAGAGGGUGAGGUUGCCCAAGUUGAAAAGUUUGUAGAGGAUUCGAAGGCUGCGGAACAAGAAUUGCCCGGGUUGUUAUCCGCUGCUGUGGCAGAUUUGCAAAGUGAAGUCCGUGGUAGUGAAGUGGUGCGUAUCCUUAAGCUUCUUGACAAGAUGAGAACCAGACUGUACGCACGCGGCCGACUCCUCGAUUGUUUACAGAACGGUAUAGAGCUUUUUAAUGUACCCCAAGAUCGAUUUGUGGAAGCGCAGUCGGUCUCUCGAGCUGGAAUGGGGACAGACGAGGCGCGGGCUUCAAACGCCACUCCCUCACCCAACCAAACGCCGCCAGUGUCCCGACCGCAGCGGAGGUCACGAGCAAAUACCUCAGCCUUGAAGGGGCCGGAAUUGCAAUACCCGCCUCUGGAACUACCCGAAGUGAAACCCAUAGCAGUGCAGAUGCAAGAAUGGAAAGACGAAAUGAGGACACAGGCAACCUCUCUGCUAGAGCCCCAUUUUGCCUCCUUCCCACCACCGCUAUUGCGACGACUUCCUGGAAUGACAAAUGGUGAGAUAGAGGACGUCCUGUUAGUGUUGUACCAGCAAUUUGAUGGUUUGGAACAGCGCUCGCAGCAGCACGUGAAGCAGGCAGUUGGGACCUACCGGGAACAGAUUGAGCGCUUGAACUCCGUGCUGAAAAAGGUGCCCGCUCAUUUGGUCGCCUCCACGUACCAAGUUUCUGCGCGAGCGCUUGAGCGGCGCGUCAAAGUUAUAAUGGAAGUUUUUCUGAAGCUGCACGACAAGUCCAACGCACUACGCAGGAAACACGAAGGCUCCAUGCGGACAACCCUUGCAUCCAAUGCGAACUUUUCCAGAAUGCAUACUAUACGUGAUGCUGAGAACAUGCGGCAGGCUGAAGCACAAAGACUCAUCGAAAAUUUCUGGGUGCUUGUACAGCGUGAAGUGGAUGAAGAGGCUUCCAUGCAUUCUGGGCGGAACAUCAGCGUAAACAACAGUUUCUUUGCAAUAAUGCGCGGUAUUGUAACACCGCAGCACCUGAAGCCCCCCAGCGAGGAGCCGAAACACAAGGGGCUGCGCCGACUUUUGCAGCUCAAAGCGCAGUUAACGAUGCCUACGCCCAGGCGAGAGCGCAGGCUGCAGGAAACAAUGCCGCGGCAUGCACACAACGCAGGAAAGGGUGCUGCCAAUGCGGACGCCGCUGGAAAGUCAUCAGAGCCUCAGGACACCACCAAGGGGCCACUGCCGCUGCUGCAAAUUCCGGAUAAGGAAUAUAACUGCGUUAUUGCCGGUGAUAGUCAGAAACUGCAGCUAGCCGGGGGUGGGGUCCGCGUGUCGCCAGACACCACUACCAUUGCCAUCCAGGGGGCGGCUGGAACAUCAGCUAAACCGAAUCAAGCUGCAAUUAUGACGCCAUCAACAACGUCGGCGACGGGGUUAAGCGAAAAUGAACGUCAAGGGACUGUCUCAGUUACGAUUGUGGGUCCGGGAACUAAAUUGCACAAAGAGGCAGCGGAGCUUACGCUGCGGUCGGUGGAUCUCUUUAAUCAGCGGUCAGUAGGAGCUGGCGCUGUCAUCAAUGGUGCAUUCCGCAAGUGGACGGGGCAGGAGGAAAUGUGUUCAAAGGUGUGGAAGGCCUCGUUCGCGCGCUUCAGAAAAUCGGGUGGCUCAACAUCACUUUUUGGUUCUUCCCGCUGA